AUGGCGGAUGGCGCGGGCGCGGGCGCGUGGGCGGGCGCGUGCGCGGGCGCGGGCGAGUCGGCGGCGCGCGGCGCGGCGCUGGAGCGCGCGUACGUGCACGACGUGUACGAGCAGGCCGGCGACGGCGAGGACGCGCCGCGCCCGCCCGCGCCCGCCGUGCGCUCCUUCCUCGACGAACUCGACCCCGGCAGCCUCGUGUGCGACGUCGGUUGCGGCAACGGAAAAUAUCUCGGUCUGAAUCCGUCCGUAUUCACCGUGGGCGGCGACCGGUGCACUCGAUUGGCUGCGCAAGCGAGACAGCAGGCUAACGAGGUGGUUGUAUGUGACAACCUUUGCCUGCCAUUCCGCGAUGAGUCGUUCGACGCGGUGCUGUCGAUCGCGGUGGUGCACCACUUCGCGACGGUGGAGCGCCGCGCGAUGGCACUGCGCGAACUCGCUCGUGUCACUAGAAUCGGCGGCCGUCUCUUGCUUACUGUGUGGGCGAUGGAGCAUGAGGGCAGAAAUUUUCACUCGCAGGAUGUCCUUAUACCGUGGCAUCGUCCUGCGACAUUAUGUCCGCCGACGCCAACGCCUCGAUUUCUAUCCGUCGACCAAGAACGAAACGAAACAUGGAAAAGCCGCGAUGGAUCUCCAGGGUCAUCUUCCCUAUCGUCGCCUAAUGAAACUUGUUAUUCAUUCGUAAGACGAGCUUUACAGCGUUUCGCUGGUCGGCGUUCAUUUUUACCUUCAUGGGGUCUUAGCACACGAGUGACUCCUCGACCUUGUUUAAGACCGGAACCCCCGGCAGCUGACCUACCUAUUGAACUCAGACGUCUUGAUGAAGCUUUACCAUCUAGACUUGUCUCACAAAACUCGGACGCGUCUACCGUAAAGUCAAGAAGCCUAACCGAUAUAGCUGACAUUGAACGUAGAGCCCUUGUUCGAUCACGUUCAAGUCUACCUAGUCUUGGUGGCGAGGAAUGUGAACCAGCUCCACAAGAAACACUAGCUCCAGAAGUCACUGAAACACGAAAGAAACCAAAACUUGUAAAGCAAAAGAAAUCAAUUAACGAAGAUGACGCGGACGAAGAUUUGGACAAGCCAACGGACAUGAAGAGUUUAGUUGAAGAAAUGCCUAAUUUUAAAAUUCAUACACAUCGCCUACAAUCAAAGAAACCUGGAGUUAUAAAGCAAUCAUCUCUGAACGAGGAACUAAUGUCAGCCGAACGGUUAAGAGAAAAAGAGCGAUUGAGAAAGAAUAUACAAAAACAAGCAUCAUUAAACGAGGAAUAUUUAUAUCGCAGACCAGGAGCUUUAGACUCCAUCCGUGAUUCAAUAUUCUCCACAUCAGCGACAACAGCCAAAAAGUUCCAGUCGUUAAAAAACGGCCUCACUAGUAAAUUCAAAACGUCGACAACGAAUAUUGAUAAAGUAACAGUCUUCGUGAGAAUGCUUCAAGGGUGGAAAACUCAUGGGCCGGUAGCAGAAGUUCCUACACCAAGCGACAAUAACGGAAGUAGCGAAAAAAAUUAUCCCGAACGGCGUCAUUCAAAAGAAGACGGAUCAGAUUCUUCAAAAGACAGUAGCCUUCAAAGUGACACUAGUGUGGAUUCAGAAGAUAGUUUUGCAUCGGUUAUAUAUGUACCAAAAGCCGACGGUUCAGGUGAUCCUUUAUCGCCUACCCCGCUUUCUCCAGGGCCUACAUCCCCACGAUUAAAAGUUUCAUCUGUACCAACAUCUCCUAGAAUGAAAAGUUCGCCUGGCCUACCAUCUCCUAGAAUUAAACAAGCAUUUCCUUUAAUCCGACCACCGGCAUCACCAAACGCAACACAAAGUCCUGCAACAGGAAAUAAAGUUUUAGUAGCACAAUACAGUUUAAAGAACUAUUCAACAACGAAUCCCCCAAGUACUCCUCCUUUAACACCACAAUCCAAAAGCCAACCAAAUUCACCACCGAAAUCAGAAUCGGUAGAGAAUAUUGUAAAGCCAGAACAAGUUUCAAUAAUUGAUCGAAAUAUAUCUAUAGAAGUAUUCGAAGAACCUGAUCCUAUACCUCCGAUCAAGGAAGAGGAAGAAACACCCUCUGAUAUAACAAAAGAACUUCUUGCUGAAAUUAAUAAAGAUAUUGAAGAAAUACAUAAACUAACAGCUGAAACAGACGAUUUAAAGCCCCGCGUGGUCUUACAAGAUAUCAAGCCUUAUCCAAAAAUAACUCUACAAACUGUGGCAGAAUUACCAGAAAUACCGCAAUUUAAACCUAAGGAAACAAACAAAUCCCCAACGGGCGAUACACUUGAUUCUAGACUUGCUGACAAAAAAAGAAAAGAAAGAAUAAGGCAAAUAAAGGAAAUGCUAAAUAAAGGGAUUCCUCCUCUUAAUGUAUCCCGACGGCCACCUUUCCCAAUAGUAAGAACGAACAAACCUGAACCUAUAGCUAAGACUCAUCCAAAACUUAUGUCUCUAGAGCUAUUUAAUCCAGCUACCGACGACAUGGAUAGCGACUCUAGCGGUGUGUCUUCACCAGAUUCAGUAGAUAGUGUUAUCAGCGUAAUUCCAGACGAAUUAAGGAAAACUGCUAUGGAAAAAGAUCUACCAAAUCCUGAUAUAACAGAGGAAAAGAAAGAAGAGAUGCCUGGCAAUACAUCGGACAAGUCCAAUUCAUCAUCACCUGCACAAAGUCUGAUUGAAGCAGCAGCAGAAGUUGCUCAUUCUUUAGAUGAAACCUGUGAAGCUGUUAUACAGUCCAGUCCACGGACAAAGAGGAAGGAAUUGGAUAAACUGGAAAAUGCAGAAGCAUUAGCUAUUGUACAAGGAGCUUCAAGCAGCAGCAGCAGUAGUAACUGGAGCCUUAAUAAAUUAUCGCCGGGAGAUUUAAGAAUACUAGAAGAUAGAUCUAGGUCUCAAUCCCACACCAGCUCCAGUGGAAGUUCUUCGAGCUUAGAACGGCUUUCUCCAGGUCGCAGAUCAAAAGACCGGUCACCAAAACAAGGCAGUACAAAUAAUUCUACUUGGAGCUUGAACAGAUUAUCUCCAAACCGCCUUGAUGGGCGCCCACUCGAAGAAAAGAAUCACAGAAGUCCAACAAGGCUACCGUAUGAUUCAAUUUCUAUAUCAAGUACAGAUUCAGAAAAAUCAAUUUCGAAGUCCGAAAGUUUUAACAGAAUUCAAGCGAACGAGCCUUUAGUAACGUGUAAAUCCGAUAUGUUAACUAAAGAUGAAGAUUGGGUGGUUGACCAACAUGACCGUAAUCAACAUUUAACAGAGUUCGCAGAAAAAUUAAGCGAGAAGUUAUUACAAGAAAUUGAUGAAUAUUCGAAACGUAUCAACGAAGAAGACUUUGAUUUACCAAGCAGUAGUAGUAGUGAGAAAAGUAUUUCCCUCAGACUUAAGCGAGAGGAAGAGGACAGACAUACGCAAAAAAUAUUAGAUGAACUAUCAGACAGUUUACAAUACCUGGAAGAACCCCAUGUAAAUAAACAAGGUACCGAAAUACACAGUUUAGACAAAAUUAGUACAAACGAAAAAACUCGAUAUAUAUCAUCACUUUGUGAUACACAAGAGUCUGAUAUCAACAAACUAUUUCCAAAAUGUGGAUCCAAAACUAAAAGCAAGAAGAGAUCGAAAGAUGUCGACCCCAUUAUAAACAAGUACAGAGAACUAAAAAAGUCGAUGAAAGUGACAAGCGAUGAAGAUGUAUUUUUAAACAACUGUGCCAAUAUUCAAUUUAUUCAAUACAACAUAACUAAAACAGGUAUAGACGAGAAAUUGCCAGAUGGUGAUACAAAGAAUCCAGACGAAGAUAGCGCAAUUUCAUCUAGCAAUGGCAACCCUGAAAUCACUAUAGAAUCAGGAACUUAUGAUACCAGUCAGUCUCUCGAAACUGGCUAUUCUUUAGAGUCGGAAAUAAGCGUAGAUUCACUAUGCACUAGCACUGACAAAAGAUCUUCUUUGAAAGUUGGACAGUCGACUGACUCAAGUGAUUUAGAGAAAAUGGAAAUAAGUCCUGAAUCUAUCACCUCGCGGUCAAGCGCCAGCACAGCACCAUUAAACCUCCCUUCCGAAGGCGGUGCAGUAACCUACCAUCGAUAUUACCACGUUUUCAAACGAGGUGAACUGGAUCAGUUGAUUGAAAAAUAUGUGGAAAGUCUCCACGUAGUUUCAUCUUACUAUGACCAAGCAAGCUGGUGUGUGGUAGCGGAAAAAGUUCAAGUGUGGACUAUCUAA
Parnassius mnemosyne (clouded apollo) is the source of this 4203-nucleotide messenger RNA. The record is from the annotation of a GenBank genome assembly. NCBI's taxonomy places the organism in Eukaryota, Metazoa, Arthropoda, Insecta, Lepidoptera, Papilionidae.